Messenger RNA from Drosophila serrata, 16209 nucleotides. It is a transcript of the gene HERC2, whose product is annotated as E3 ubiquitin-protein ligase HERC2. Gene Ontology annotation, molecular function: protein binding; ubiquitin-protein transferase activity; metal ion binding. NCBI's taxonomy places the organism in Eukaryota, Metazoa, Arthropoda, Insecta, Diptera, Drosophilidae. The record is from RefSeq and is a predicted model, not a curated record. Gene Ontology annotation, biological process: protein ubiquitination.
UUUAUUUUUCAUUUUCAGUUACUUUUCAAAAGCGGUAAUGGUUGAUUUUUAUAACAGUGAAUAUCGGAACAGCAUGUAUAUUAUUUUCACCGUGCCCGUCCACCGACCAGUGACCAACAAUACCGCGACUCUAGAACACUGGCGAACCAGUCACGGACUGGAACCUAUCGCCCAUCUCUAAAGGCAACUAUUAAUUGAUUAAACGCAUUCGAAAACAUUUAAUUUGUGUGGUGAGCGUCGCAGCGCGCAGUUAGUGCAAUUCGGGAGUGCGUACAUCGUAAUCCAAGGAACCUCGGUGUCGUAACAACUGUCCCGUAACCUUGUCCCUAGUCCGCGGUCCGUAAUCGGCCUGAAAGAACAAAAUGAGCAAAAACAGUGCAGUGCGGUGAAGGAAAACUGCGAUUCAUCCUAAGCCCCAAUUCCCGAGUCCAGUCGUAGGUGUAGAGCAGUAAAGGAAUACCCAAAAUAUCCAAAGAAAAUAAGAACAAAAAAUAGAAAAUGUUUAACCGCCAGGCAAGCGGGGCCAGUGGUCAAGGAUCGGGAUCCGGUGCUUGCUCGGGACCCCAGCCAUCUGUGGCUCCGCCGCCGACCACAUCCGUACCCGCAUCUGCAUCUGCAUCCCUGGCAGCAGCGCCUUCGCCCAACCAGUCACCUGAUCUCUACCUGCGUCCGCUACCCUUCCUGGACGCCAAAUGGCUGCGCGCUGAUCUCAUUGCCUCCCUGCGCAACGCCGCCGAGGGCGCGGUCCUAUGGAACCAUCUGAUCCAGGACUGUGAGUUGGUCUCCUCGCCCGCCGCCCCGCUCCGCAAUGCCCGCGGCCAGCUGUCCUAUCUUGGCGACGACGGCAAGCACUAUUGCGGCGCCCAGCAGCUCAAGUGCUCCUGCUGCCAGCCGGACUACUGUGGGCCGCUCUCCGCCUGCAAUUGCGACGGCUGCCGGCCGCUGGACUCAGACACUGCUAUUAAGAAGCUAACAACGCAAGCGGCAGCCCAGCAGGCCGCCCAUCUCAGCCAGGCCACCGACAUGGUGCUCAGCGGCUGGCUCUGGAGCCAACCGCCCUCGCAUCAGGCGCGUCAGGAAUGCCAGCGUUCCCUGAUCUCGGAGCUGCAUGAGUUGGCUUUGCGAGCCGCUGGCAACUGUCUUUCCGCCCAGCAUCUCCGCCAGCAGCUCUUCGUCUACGAGCGCUAUUUUGUGGCCCUAAAAAGAGACCGAGAGCGGGAGCGACUGCUCUCGACCAGUGCACAGGCCGCGGCCACAAUUAGCACCACCAUCAGCACAAACGUAACCACCACCACCACCACCACUACCACCGUCAUGGCAAACACCACUAACGCCACGAAUUUACCAUCAGUGGAGCUUCAGCCGACUGAACCACCGGAACAUGGAGCCCUGGGGUUGGCUCGCGUGGCCACACGGGCCGCCCUUAACUUCAGCUUUGCCUUUCUACGCCGCGCCUGGCGCUCCGGCGAGGACACGGAGAUGUGCAGCGAGCUGCUAAGCGAGGCGCUUGCAUCGUUGCAAGAGCUGCCAGAGGCCACACUCUUCGAGGCGGCCGCCGUCUCGCCGCUCUGGAUGGAGGUCAUGGAGCGCUCUAUCAAGUUCCUGCGCCUGGUGGCGCUCGGUGAUCCGAUGGGUGGUCGCUGCACUGCCCCACUAAACGAUCGACAUACGGCACUCUGUCUGUUGCUAGAACUGGGAGUGCAGAAGGGCACGCUGGCCGCCACGCUCGAGUGCGUGGUGCUGCUGCUGCUGCUCUGGGAGAAGGAUCGAGCUGGCAACGACAACCGGGAUAUGCCGCGCAAGACGGGAGCUCCGUUGCUGCGAAUCCUUUUGCGCUACCAGAAGAUCGGAGCGGCGGCCAAGGGUGGCGGCCUGGCCGGCGGCGAGCCAACAUCAGUGGCCAGCGCUACGGAAACCUUUUUGCGCUUCCUUUCCCUACCGAAGAGCACAGCAGCCAUCGUGGAUCUGCGUCGUGCCGCCGUUGUCAUUAUCUCGCAUCUGGAUCGCUUGGUGCAGCCACUAAUGCCCCGUUGCCUGCUCCGCGGCCAUGCGCCAGCCGCCUCAACCACGUCUGCGCCUCAGCAACGGAUCUACGCCCUGGGGUGGCCCUCGCUCUCAAAGGAUCAGCAGGGAUUCAGUGCCGAUCCGUCUCUCAGCUGGAGGGGAGAGUCCACAGCGGUACCGAUGCUCAGCUGCCGCUUCCAGAUUAAGCAAGUGGCCUGCUGCGAGACCCAGAUGCUGAUUCUGAGCCAGGAGGGAAAGCUGCACACUUGGCGCCUGACCAAGCCAGAGUCCGAGCCGCUGCCCAUGGAGGAGGUUGCCCACGAGACGUUCAUCAGCAUUGCCGGCCACUGCGAGGGACGUCACUUCCUGGCCAUCGACAGCAAUCACAAUGCCUACUCCUGGGGCACUGGUGAAGAUCAUCGUUUGGGCCAUGGCGACACGCAUGCCCGAGCCGUGCCCACCAAGAUCGUUGCUUUAGAACAGCACUGCGUUCAGUCGGUGUUCUGCGGCUGCUCCUAUAGCGCGGCCAUAACCUGCGGCGGCAAUCUUCUCACCUGGGGUCGCGGCACCUACGCGCGUUUGGGCCACGGAAACAGCGACGACCGCUGCCUGCCUACUCUGGUGGUGGCCCUGGCCGAUCACAUGGUAGUUGAUGUAGCCCUAGGCAGCGGAGAUGCCCAUUCGUUGGCUCUUACCUCCGAGGGAUUGGUGUUCGCCUGGGGUGAUGGAGACUAUGGAAAACUAGGCAACGGUAACUGCAACGGCAGUCUGCAGCCGAUAUUGGUUGAGGCUCUGCCACGAGUGCAGCGCGUUUUUGCGGGCUCCCAGUUCUCGGUGGCGUUAAGCAGCGAGGGUCAGCUCUUCACGUGGGGCAAAGCCACCUGUCUGGGUCAUCAGUUGGUUGAGCGCAGCGUCCAAGGCUGCAGUGUGCCGCGCCUUGUGACCACUUUGCAGCACAAACGCAUUGUGGACGUAGCUGUGGGUGUGGCCCAUUGCCUGGCCCUAUCCAGCAGUGGCGAGGUCUUCGGCUGGGGCCGCAACGACAGCCAACAGAUUUGUCCCGCCUCCGUUUCCAGUGAACCCUUGCUUCGAACUCCUAUUCUCGUGGCCUUGCCUACGCUGCCUGCCAGCGGCAUUGCUUGCACCGCCGGCCAGAGUCUGGUGUGGACACAGAGCUCCCACCAGGGUGUGCCCUUGCGCGCCCCCUUCGUUAUAGACCUUGGUGAGCCCACGUUCAGGCUGCUCGAUCAGCUGCUGGGAAUGUGCAGCAGUCAAGAUAACCGGCAGACGCCGAACCAGGAGAGCGAGUGCAUUGCCGUGGCCUGCCUGAAUAUGGUGCGUCUGCAGCUGCUAGCCCUCAUCGCCAACGGUGUAGAGCCGCGCCAGGUGGGUCUGGCUAGUGGCAGCCGCCUGCUAAGCAGCCUGAAGACGCGGGUCCUCGGACUGGCUGGUGGUAGCCAGGUUCUCCGCACUAUACAAGUGGCUGCCCAACAGGCAUUGCAGGACGGAUGGAGUGUCCUUUUGCCCACGGCAGCGGAGCGUGCCCAGACUCUGACCUCGUUGCUGCCCUCGGAACCGGGUCAGGCGUCUUCUGCUGGCCACCGAUUCAUGACAGAUCUGCUGGUUAGCUCCCUGAUGGCCGAGGGUGGCCUGGAGUCGGCCCUCCAGCAUGCUAUACGCCUGGAGAGCAGCUCGUGUUCGGCGGACUGCGGAGACGGUGUCCACCUGCCGCUAUUGCAGUUGAUAACGCGGCUGCUGGGCAAUAAUGCGGCGCUCACCCAGACCAGGCUAUCACCCACGUUGGGUAAGCAUGAGCUGCUGAAAGAGGAGGAGGAGCGCGAACACCAACAUCAUCACCAUAAAGAGCCGAGUACCAGUCCAAGUUUGAGUCUGCUGCAUCGCUUUCAGCGCCUUCUGCUGGCCCACAUACACCAGGCGGAGCCCGAGGAGGAGACGACCGGGGCCGAGGCAUUGUUGCUACAAUAUCUGCACGCCCUCAUCCCGGCCUGCGUCACCACACUGCAGCAGGCCCACGAGCUGGCGCUGCAGUGCCGAGAUCCCGGUGAGCAUCCUCUGUGCCAGCAGGUGGGCCACCUGGGCCGCAUCCUCCAAGCAGACAUUUCAGACGCCCUGCUGCACGAGCUGCUGGUUGGCCUGGUGCUUCUUAAGCGUGACCGUCCCCAGUGCCUGGGUAACUUGAGGUGGGCCCGCCUUUUCCUGCCCCUCCUGCGCGUUCUGGACCGUUUGAAUCGGGCGCUAGGUGAAGGAGAGCUUCGAGACGGCGAUGACAUGGGCUGGCCUGGCAUUAUCUGUCGAGGAGGCCCCAAGGGUGGCUGCCCUCCGCCCGCCGAUCCGGACACCCACUAUGUUCGUCGGGCAGAUAUGGAGAACCAGCUGCUCGACGGCAGUCGCUGCAUCAUUCUCGCCGGCUACGUCUGCGACCUGAAUGGAUACAGCUGCGAAUCGGACACCUUGCGAAGCAUUCUGGAUACAGGCUUGGCCAAAGAUCUUACGACGGAGCUGGGCCAGUCCCACAGGAGUGCCAUGGAGCACAUAUUGCAGCAUCACAAGUUGGGCAAGUACAUGGCCCAGGCGAGCACCGAAGAGAAGUCAUCGACAUCGGGACCCAGCCGCCUUACCCACUUCAGCUCGGAGUGCGUCUUGGCCCAGCUGCUUGGGCUGGUGGCCAACCUGAUGUGCAGCGGACCAGCCCUGCAGCCGGCGGAGCUGCAGUGCCGCCAACUGGACAAGUCAAGCCUGCUGAGCGGUGGCCUGCAGCUGCUGCAGCCCAACAAUCCCUUUGAUGAGGAGAAGGGCGAGGCGCGGAGCAGUCACAGUUGUCAUAGCACGGCAGGCAACACUCCCACGGAGCAACCGCCACUGCCACUGCCGAUGCAGCAGCAUCAGCAGCCGACGCCGGGCCGAGGCAAGUCCCAGCUGCAGCAACGGGCGGACGCCUUCAUCGGCGGCUUGGCAGAGGCACGGCUUUCGGAGCCACUGGUGGCCGCCUGGCUGGGGCUUACCGAGCGCUACUGCAAGGCGCACAAUCUGAUGUGGCACCAGGAGUUCGCCACUGAACAUCCCGUCCAGGAACUUGAGCGCCUGCUGAGCGCCGUGCUCAUCCGGCACCAGUAUCUUGGUGGCCUCGUGCUCAGCGCCCUGGAGACGGAGGGAGAGUCACCGCCACCGAAGCAACUGGGCGAGAUCAUCCGGCUGGUGCACCAGGCAAAGUGGUCGGUGGUGCGUACGCGGCAGCAGCUCAACCGCAGCUACAAGGAGGUCUGUGCCCCAAUCCUGGAACGGCUGCGUUUUCUGCUGUACGAGGUACGUCCUGCGAUCAGUCCGCAGCAGCGGGGACUGCGCCGCCUGCCCAUUCUGCAGCGGCUACCACGCUUCCGACUGCUGGUGCGACGACUUCUUCAGGAGCUUCGCUCCGCGCGACAGCCGGCCAAGCCAGAGGAUCUGCUUAACGCUACCAUCCAGCAGCAGCAUCAGGAGCAGGAGAAGAAGCCACAAGCCAUGCCCAAGCAAGAGCAGGAGGAGCAAGAGGAGGAGGAGACGCUGCUGCGGCGGCUGAACGAGCGACAGAUCCACGGCGAAGGCGAGCUGGACCCAGCGCUUAUGCAAGACAUCGUGGAUUUUGCCCUGCAGGAUAGCUGCGACGUGGAGACUGCCCGCCGGGCCAUGUAUUGCCAGAUGCAGCGCUUCCAGCUACGGCUGGCCGGUCUUCAGCUCGUCCAGCAGCUGCUCGAGCUGCACGGCCUCCUGGAUGCGGCGCAGUAUAGUCUCCUGAACGGCUUUCUUGGAUUGCAUCUGAAGUCCACGUCUUCGUCGUCCAACGGAGGAUCAUCACCGGGGAGCUCCCUGCAUGUUCUGGGCCAGCUGAACAUGGUGAGUGCCUAUCAGAAGGCCAGGCUGCUCCUGGCCCAGGCACGCGUCCUUGAUUGGGCGGUGCGGGAGCUGCGUCGUUUGGUCAACCAAGAGCAGCACGGGCAUGCCCGCGGUAAGGACAGCACCAACUUGGGCACUUAUGUCCUGCUGAAGCGCCUGCCACGCGCCCGUUUCCUGUUAAGCGUGUUUGGACUACUUGCCAAGGAGUUGGGCCCCAACGAGCUGGGCCUGCUCAUUAACUCUGGCUUGCUGGGCACGGUACUCGGUCUGCUGGCGCAGACGGGCGGCGAAGGCCUCGGCGGUGGCCAGGUGCACGGCGAAUUGAGUGUGCUCUACGAGGACAGCGUGCUGAAGCAGAAGUCCAGCAAGGCCCAGCUGAGUGGUCCGGACCUGGCCAAGCUGAUGAAGAUCGGUACCCGGAUUGUGAGGGGCGCGGAUUGGAAGUGGGGUGAUCAGGAUGGCAAUCCGCCUGGUGAGGGACGCAUCAUCAGCGAAGUGGGCGAAGACGGCUGGGUGCGCGUGGAGUGGUACACUGGUGCCACCAACUCUUACCGCAUGGGCAAGGAGGGUCAGUAUGACCUGCAGCUGGCCGACAGUGCCAUGAACGUGGCUUCGCCCACGGAACCGGAACGGGAGGAGCAUCUAGCGGGAGGUGAGGCUUCGCCAAGCAGCGACUCGCAUCCCUCCAAGCUGCUGCGCCACUGUGCCGCCAAGCUGCUGCAGAUACUGGCCGUGGGCAGCGGUCUGCACGGCGCUCAGCUAGACAAGCAUGCGCUGCGUGGAAUGACGAGCAUGUUCCGAGCCAUUAUCGAUCCCAAGCCAGACAUGUCCAACGUUUCUCACUCCCUGGGCUGGCUGAACCUAGGCUUUAUUCGAGCCAUUGCCGGCGACUGUCCACGCCUCUGCCUCGAACUGAGCACCUCCGGUUGGCUAAGUCACUACCUAUCACUGCUGGAGGUGCCGGCGGGCAACGAGGCCGGUGUCUACCGACAGCUGCACUGCCUGCGCCUGCUGCAAUUUAUUCUUGCGCAGUGGGGCUCGGAGGAGGAGCCCAGGAUGCCUACACUAGUGCGCCAGCUCUUCGCCACCUUGGGACGCAUUGCCCUCCAUUGCCCUGGGGAUGCAAGCCUGCAGCCGACGAGCGAAGGUAAGGCGCGCGUCCUCCUCACCGCCUCCCACUCGGGCAGCGUGGCUGAGGAGCUGGUCGCGCUGCUCCGGCGCCUCCACACGCUGCCAGUCUGGAAUCCGGUAAUCAACUCAUUUCUUGCACAAAAGCUAUGCGUGGCCGCCGAGCUGUUGGCGGAACAAUUGCCGUCGCACUCCAUAUCGCUAGACAGCGAGCAGGUCUUCGUGCUUGGCGUCCUAGGCGCCAUGGGUGGCCACGAUUUGCGUCCGCGUGUGGGACUGCACUGCUUCCACGAGGGCAGUCAUAUGGUUAUUGCCAGCUUCACUCCCAAGGGUCGCUGUCUCCUGGCCCCCGGAGGCGUGGGCUCCGGCUCAGGAUUCGUGAAGGUGCCGCUAACGGCAAUCAUGCCGCAUCUGGACCACAGUGUGUUCAGCCUGAGUCGGCUGCCGAUGAACGAGAUGCUGCUGAAUGCCUGGACGGUGCUGCUUUACGGACCAGCAUCGGAGCUCCGCGAGCUGCCCGCCAGCGCAGAAGGCCGCCUGGAUCUGGCCCUGCUCCGUGCCCAGCAGCUGCAGAUAGCGGUGCUCCAGACGAAUGGUGUCCUGUAUCGACACCAGGCUGCCUUGCGCCGCAUUCUCAAGCAGCGGGCGCCUGGCAGCAUCUACACAUCGGCCGAGGAGUCGGACCCCGACAAAUGUAAUCCGGAGUCGCAGCAGGAGAUGGAGCAGGAGCAGGAACAAGAGCAGGAUCAGGAUCAUCAGCUAUCCACUGGCAGUGGCGGGAGCGCGCAGGAGACGCAGCUUCUGAUCCAGUGCAUCCUGCUAAGGGCCACGCAGGCCUCUCCCGUGAAGGCGUGCUACAGCUACACAGACCUGGCUACCGCUGCCCUCAACUGCAUCCAAUCGCUGGCUACACAGGCGCACCAGGAGUUAAGCGACGUUAUCGACGGUGUCGGCGGCAGUGCCUCGACGAAUGCCCAGGCUCUGGUACCGUCCCCGCAACCGACCAUGGUGCACGGCGUGCCGGUCUACAACGUGGCCAAGAGGGAGCAGAAGCCACUACUGCCUCCAGAUCAACAGCAGGCGGAGCAGAAGGCCACCAAGUGGCCAGCCGCGGCCACCGAUGCUCAGCUUAUCGGCCAGAUCAUGGAGAUGGGCUUCACGCGACGCACCGUUGAGCUGGCUCUUAAGCAGCUGUCGCUACAGGCGGAAAUCAUGCCCACGCCCGAGCAGAUCGUCCAAUGGAUUCUAGAGCACCCGGACGUGUGUGCUAACACCAUAGAGGAGGACUCACUGGCCUUGGCCCCGACUUCAACUGGGUCGUCCCACGACCCGGAAGCGGACUCAGACAACGAAUGUCCCAGCUCAAACUCGACAACUUCCUCCUCAUCCUCCUCCUCGUCCUCCGAUACGGUGGAGGGACAGCCAGUGGCAGCGACCGGACCUAGAGCUGUGGUAUCGGCACCGGUAAGAUUUGAGUCUCGCAAGGACUUCCAAACGGCGGAUUUAUACGCUUUGUACGUUCGCGGACUGGUGCGUCCCGGGAUGACGGUUCGCUGUUGCCGCGACUUCGAGGAGAUCAAGCAGGGCGACAUGGGCACUGUGCUCAUCGUAGACACCGAGGGCCUGCACGACCUCAACGUGCAGGUGGACUGGCGCAACCACGGCAGCACCUACUGGGUCUGCUUCGUUCACAUCGAACUGGUCGAGGCGGCGCAGACGCAGCACCAGCCCCGUCCACCGCCUAUCGUCGUGGGAGCCCGGGUACGGCUCUGCACCUCUUCCCUGCGCUUCGCCCUGCUCGGACAGAUGCGCCUAGCCAGGAACGAGGCAUCAUCAACGACGGGCUCUUCAUCGUCGUCCUCAACGUCGUCGUCGUCGUCUGUGGGUGUGGUGACCUCUAUACGAGGCAAACAACUCACCGUGGACUUCCCGGGCAUGCCCGCUUGGCAGGGCCACAUCAACGAGGUGGAGCUAGUAGCACCGCUGGUGACCAACUCAACCGCCGACGCGAUGUCUGCUCCCCUGGCCCCGGACGCCGGCAACCAGGCUGCGCCCAGCGAUCUCAUCGAGGACUGGUCGCGUUGCAUCCGCUCACUUACUGUUAGUUCCAACGAGGCGGCGGCCAAGCAUCUGCUGGACGGCAGCGGACAGCCCUGGCAGAGCUGCUCGAGCGGACCCUGUCGCCACUGGAUCCGACUCGAGCUCCACGACCGCAUCCUGGUGCACAGCUUGACCCUAAAGGUCAGUCCCGAGGACCACUCGCACAUGCCGUCGCUACUAGAGAUCCGUGUGGGUGAGUGCGUGGACAGCCUAAAGGAGUACACCUGGAUCCCGGUGCCGGCUGGAGCUAGCCAAGUAGUGCUUAUGCAACAGGUACCCACCUACUAUCCGUGGGUAGAGGUGGUGGUCAAGCAGUGCCAGAACAACGGUAUCCAGUGCAAAAUCCACGGCAUCCAGUUCAUCGGCCGCCGCCAGCAGCCCGAUCUGUAUCACAUCCUGGCAAACGCACAAUUCCUGGCCAGCGAGUAUAGCGCCAGCGUUGGACCUGGAGUCGCUGCAGCCGGAUUGGGAGCUGUGAGCACCUCUCAGCAUGGCGAGGCCAGUGCAGGACCGGAGCAGGAUCUACCCUGCACCGUCAUGGUGUGGGGCCUCAACGAUAAGGAACAGCUUGGCGGCCUAAAGGGCUCCAAAGUAAAGGUGCCUACAUUCUCACAGACCAUCAGCCGACUACGUCCGAUUCACAUUGCCGGCGGCUCCAAGAGCCUGUUCAUCGUGAGCCAGGACGGCAAGGUGUACGCAUGCGGCGAGGGAACCAACGGACGCCUAGGCCUCGGGGUCACCCACAAUGUGCCGCUGCCCCACCAGCUGCCCGUGCUGCACCAGUACGUGGUGAAGAAGGUGGCCGUCCACUCCGGCGGCAAGCACGCCCUCGCCCUUACCCUGGACGGCAAGGUGUUCUCGUGGGGCGAGGGCGAGGACGGCAAGUUGGGCCACGGAAAUCGGACGACGUUGGACAAGCCCCGGCUAGUGGAGGCGCUGCGCGCCAAGAAGAUCCGUGACGUGGCCUGCGGAUCAUCGCACUCGGCAGCCAUCAGCAGCCAGGGAGAACUCUAUACCUGGGGCCUGGGUGAGUACGGACGUCUGGGACACGGCGACAAUGCCACGCAGUUAAAGCCCAAACUGGUUGCCGCCCUCACGGGCCGCAGAGUCAUACAGGUAGCCUGCGGCAGUCGGGAUGCCCAGACCCUGGCCCUCACCGAGGAUGGAGCCGUCUUCUCCUGGGGUGACGGUGACUUCGGGAAGCUGGGACGCGGCGGCAGCGAUGGAUCGGACACACCACACGAGAUCGAACGGCUGUCGGGCAUCGGAGUAGUCCAGAUCGAGUGCGGUGCCCAGUUUAGCCUGGCCUUGACGCGGGCCGGCGAGGUGUGGACCUGGGGCAAGGGCGACUACUACCGCCUAGGCCACGGCGGGGACCAGCAUGUGCGCAAGCCGCAGCCCAUCGGCGGCCUGCGUGGCAGGCGCGUCAUCCACGUGGCCGUGGGCGCUCUGCAUUGUUUGGCCGUCACGGAUGCCGGCCAGGUGUACGCCUGGGGAGACAACGACCACGGCCAGCAGGGCAGCGGCAAUACCUUCGUCAACAAGAAGCCCGCUUUGGUCAUCGGCCUGGAUGCCGUUUUCGUGAACCGCGUGGCCUGCGGCAGCUCGCACUCCAUUGCCUGGGGUCUUCCCAAUGCUUCGCUGGACGAGGAGAAGCGCGGACCCGUGCCAUUCGGCAGUACACGCGAUCCGCUCGGCGGCAGUAGCCUGGGAAUUUACGAGGCGGAGACCGUGCAGCAGGCCUUGCUCAAGCCCGACCCGAAACCCAUUAAUUUGACCAGCCUGAGCGAGAGCCUGGCCCUGGAGACGCCGGCGGCCAGACAGGCAGCCCUGGGCCAUGUGCUGCGCGCCAUGAGCAUUCUGCAGGCCCGCCAGCUUAUCGUGGCAGCUCUCACCAGCCACAGCAAGGUUAACUAUAAGGAACGCAACGUGGCUAGUGGCAGCGGUGGCGGUGAGGAGGAGCAGCUGACAGGAGGAGGAGCGCCCAUGGGAGGAGUGCCCCUGCAAACGGCCGAGACUAUUGCCCAAGGAGGAGGAGAGGCUCCUGCAGACGCUUCGGAUGCAGCUCUUCAGGAACACAGCCCUGACGCGCCCUUGGAGGCGCUAACAGCAGGCGGAGCCGGUGGAGCCAACGCCAUAGCCGGAGGAGCUGCCACACUGCCGCCGCUCACUGCCGGGCCACUAAGCGCCUUUCAAAGCCUCACCGGGUCGCUGUCCAUGUCGGGUUCGCUGUCUAGCAGUGCCCUGCCCCAGCACAAGCAUUCCCGGAUGUCAGCCAGCGCCAUGUCUGUAAUGGCAGCCACCAUGACGCAGCAGGAAGAAAUGCUGGCUCAGAUUGGACAUUGUCAUGGACUGGAAGACUUCGGAGGCCUACUCGGCGAGCCGGAGGCCAAAAGUCUGGUGGAGCUGCUCAAGUUGGCGGUCUGCGGACGCUGUGGACCGCCGAGCACGGCUCAAACCAUUGCCGAGACCCUGAUCUCGCUGGGUGCCGGAGCGCCACCAGUGGCCGCCAUGCUGCUGGAGACCUGCAUUACGGAGCUGGAGGAUCUGUGCACGUCGCGUCACUGUCUCGGCAAGUUGCCCAAGCCGGUGAUGCAAGAAAGCAGCCACCCCUAUGUGGACAAUGUGAACGUGACCGGCGUGGUGCGCAUCCCCGGCGCAGAAAUGCUGCGCCUGGAGUUCGACAGCCAGUGCAGCACGGAGAAACGCAACGAUCCGCUGGUAAUCAUGGACGGUACCGGCCGUGUGCUGGCCAUGCGCUCGGGUCGAGAGUUCGCACACUGGGCUCCCGAGAUCCGCGUGCCGGGCGACGAGCUACGCUGGAAGUUCUCCUCGGACAGUUCAGUCAAUGGAUGGGGCUGGCGCUUCUGGGUGCACGCCAUCAUGCCGGCGGCUACGCUGAGCGAGAGCGGCUCGGACCGGGCGGUGCUCUCGCAGCCGUCUAUGUCGCUGGUCAUGUCCUUGCUGGAUUCGAGGCUGGCCCCCCGCCAGUCAGGUGUUCUGCUACGCCUGGCCUCCGCCCUGGCCGCGUGCUCCCAGUUGGGUGCGCUCACCACGGCUCAGAGGAUCUGGUCGCUGCGCAAGCUACAUGCCGUUCUGCUCUUGGAGCAGGCGCCCCGUCCACAGGAUCCCGCGCUUGCCACGCUUCUCCAGCCGCUGAUACCGGAGCUGCUUCGGCAGUACGAGUAUGAAGAGCCACAGGUACGAGGCGGAAUCCAUCUGAUGCACUCGGAUUACUUCAAGACACUGGCCGCGCUGGCCUGCGACAUGCAGCUGGACGCCUCGCUUCCGGCCGGCUCAACGAUGUCAUCUUCUGCGGCCGCCGUCAGUUCCUCCGCCUCCUCCACCAGCGACGUCCAUAAGUGGGCCUGGUUUAAGCGCUACUGCAUCGCCGUGCGGGUGGCCCAGUCCCUAAUUCGGCGCACCGAGUUGCCACGCGCCUUCUGCCUAGAGGUGCGUAAGAAGUUCGCCGAGAUGCUGCCCAACUCGAGCUCCCAUUGCAGUGCGAUGUCCAAUACCGGCGGCCAAUCCCCCGGCGCCUCCAUGCUAAACUCCACCACCUCGCUGUCGUCAAGCACGGCCAGCAAUGUGUCACCUCCACCGGGAACCGAGCGUAGCGAGCAUCUGGAUCUGCACUGCCCCAUCCAUCAGCUAGACUCCAGCAGCACCCUGCUGCACGAGGACCACUCACUUUUCCAGGCACCGCACGACGCCCAACUGCUGCAGUGGCUCAACCGGCGGCCCGACGACUGGGCCCUGAGCUGGGGCGGAGCCAGCACCAUCUACGGCUGGGGCCACAACCAUCGUGGACAGCUGGGCGGCCUCGAGGGAUCGAGAAUUAAGACACCCACGCCGUGUGAAGCACUCAGCCUGCUGCGCCCCGUCCAAUUGGCCGGCGGAGAGCAGUCUCUGUUCGCCGUCACACCCGAUGGCAAGCUCUUCGCCACCGGCUACGGAUCUGGCGGGAGACUGGGCGUCGGCGGCAGUGAUAGCUGGGCCAUACCUACGCUCCUGGGCUCCCUGCAGCACGUGUUCGUCAAGAAGGUGGCCGUAAACUCCGGUGGCAAGCACUGCCUGGCGCUGACCACCGAGGGCGAGGUGUAUGCCUGGGGCGAAGGCGAAGACGGCAAGCUGGGACAUGGCAACCGGAUGAGCUACGACCGACCGAAGCUGGUGGAACAUCUGAACGGGAUGAGCGUGGCGGACAUUGCCUGCGGCAGCGCCCACUCAGCGGCCAUAACAGCCAGCGGCCAUGUUCUGACCUGGGGCAAGGGCCGGUACGGGCGACUCGGACAUGGUGACUCCGAGGAUCAACUGCGCCCGAAGCUGGUGGAGGCCUUGCUCGGGUAUCGGGCAAUCGACAUUGCCUGCGGAUCCGGAGAUGCGCAGACGCUGUGCAUCACUGACGACGACAACGUGUGGAGCUGGGGCGACGGUGACUACGGCAAGCUGGGACGCGGCGGGAGCGACGGCUGCAAGCUGCCCUACAAAAUUGAGAGCCUGGCCGGUCUCGGAGUGGUCAAGGUGGAGUGCGGAUCACAGUUCUCCGUGGCCUUGACCAAGUCCGGAGCUGUGUACACCUGGGGCAAAGGUGACUUUCAUCGUCUGGGCCACGGAUCCGUAGACCAUGUGCGGCGGCCCAAGAAGGUGGCUGCACUGCAGGGAAAAAAGAUCAUCUCGAUUGCCACUGGAUCGCUGCACUGCGUCGCCUGUAGUGACUCAGGAGAGGUCUACACCUGGGGCGACAACGACGAGGGACAGCUGGGCGACGGCACUGUCACGGCAAUCCAACGUCCACGCCUCGUGGCCGCCCUCCAGGGCAAGCACAUCGUAAAGGUCACCUGCGGAUCGGCCCACACGCUGGCUCUGUCCACAUCCCAGCUGAGCGAGCGGCUGCGUCCGCUGCCCAAUCCCCCGCUGGAGUACGACCUGGUACGCGAUUUGGCCCCGGAGGCUCUCCAUGCCCGCCUCAUCCUGCUGCAUCACUUCUCGGAGCUGCUGUGCCCAUGCCUGGCCAUGCUACCCAUUGCCGGCGAUCUAAGUCUGGGUGCUCUCAAGGAUGUCCUCGUCUACAAUAUCAAGGAGGCGGCCUUCCGCAAAGUCAUCCAGACAACCAUGGUGCGGGACAAGCAGCACGGACCUGUCAUUGAGCUGAACCGCAUCCAGGUGAAGCGCUCGCGGAGCCGCUGCAAUGGCCUAGCCGGCGUAGACGGGAUGAAGAGCGUGUUCGGACAGAUGGUGCAGAAGUUGCCGCUGCUUACCCAGGAGGCGCUAGCCCUACCGCAUCGCGUCUGGAAGGUCAAGUUUGUCGGGGAAAGCGUGGAUGACUGUGGCGGCGGCUACAGCGAAUCCAUAGCCGAGAUGUGCGAUGAGUUGCAGAAUGGCAGCGUGCCGCUGUUGAUCAGCACGCCAAAUGGACGAGGUGAAGCCGGUGCUAAUCGUGACUGCUUCCUGCUGGACCCCACUUUGGGCUCGGUGCUGCAAAUGAACAUGUUCCGCUUUCUGGGCGUGCUCAUGGGCAUUGCGGUGCGCACUGGAUCACCGCUUAGCAUCAAUUUGGCGGAGCCCGUCUGGCGGCAGUUAACCGGCGAGGUCUUACGUCCCACGGACCUCACCGAGGUGGACCGCGACUAUGUUGCCGGGCUGCUGUGCAUCCGCAAUAUGGACGACGACCCGAAGUUGUUUAACACACUGGAACUGCCAUUCUCAACGUCUUCGGCCAGGGGUCACGAGGUGCCGCUAUCCACGCGCUAUACGCACAUCUCACCCAGAAACCGUUCAGAGUACGUUCGCCUGGCCCUCGGCUUUCGGCUGCACGAGUUCGACGAGCAGGUGAAGGCGGUGCGUGAUGGCAUGUCCAAGGUGAUACCAGUGCCUUUGCUCUCUCUGUUCUCCGCCGCAGAGUUGCAGGCAAUGGUCUGCGGCUCUCCGGACAUUCCACUGGGUCUGCUUAAAUCGGUGGCCACCUACAAGGGCUUCGAUCCGAGCUCGGCCCUGGUCACCUGGUUCUGGGAGGUGAUGGAGGAGUUUACCAAUCAGGAGCGCUCUCUAUUCCUGCGCUUCGUUUGGGGCCGCACCCGUCUGCCGCGCACCAUUGCCGACUUCCGGGGCCGGGACUUUGUGCUGCAGGUGCUGGAGAAAAAUCCGCCUGACCAUUUUUUGCCCGAGAGCUAUACGUGCUUCUUUCUGCUUAAGAUGCCGCGCUACUCGUGCAAGGCCGUGCUCCUAGAAAAGCUUAAGUAUGCCAUACAUUUUUGCAAGAGCAUCGACACGGACGAGUAUGCACGCGUGGCCAUGGGCGAACCCACCGAGGCAACCGGCAGCGAGGACAACAGCGACCUAGAGUCGGUGGCCAGCCAUGAGGGCUAGACUGCACAGUCAGUCAUGUCCAGAAUCCAACCAAACCAACCAACCAACCAACCAACCAACCAACCUAUCCGAUAUAGCUGAACCGAACAAAUGGGUUCCAUGCCGAACGUGGACCCUGUCAACCGGCGAAUCUCCCAGCAGUUUAUGAUCCUCACCCAAUCUAGGACCUAGAAUAGCAAAGCAUUCAAGUUAAACCCACACUUACACACAUAUACACGUAGAAACAUAUAUAUUUUAAACUAGCACACAUGACACUGAGCAGGACAGCGAUAUAGAGUUGAGUAGGGGGAGAAGAGAGCGAUAGAUACACACAUGUUGAUCGCGUAAUGAAACCAAAAAGCAAAGCGUUAAAGUUAUUUCCAUAAUAUAUUAUAUUAUAUAUACAUAUUACGCAUAAAUUUAAAGAUAAACAUAAGCAUAAAGAUAAAUAUAAAUGUUAGUUGAAGCCCACUUAUAACUGUAACCCCUAGACGCAAUCCACGCAAACCACACAAUCCAACAAGCCAUUCCCAUUCCAUCCAUCCCGCCUCCCAAAAAGCGAGACAAUUGAUAUUAAUAGUUCUAACUAAAACUCAAGGGCGCUGCUUAGCAAUCAAGUAAACCAGCCAGCCCUUGAGAACUCGUUGCUAAUGAUGAUCACAAUUCAAAACUUAGGCAAGGCGCCGCCAGAACUCUAUUUAAACUAAACUGAAGCUAAAUAAAAUGCAAAAUAUUAUG